UUCCCUCCUCCUAUGUAAGCCUUAUGUGUCUUCCUACACCGACACAAUGGCAGCCGGAGCACCAGACAAGAAACCAACGGAAGACUCGAGGUCCAGGCCUAGGGCCGCGUAAGCUUGGCAGCGGGCCCGGAGCGUGCAGGCAGGGGUUACCCUGUCACCGCCGCGUCCGGCCGACACCGCCUGCCCCAGGCAUACCGGCGCCGAGAUUCGCGCUCCCGUACGUCCAGCCCAAGGGCGAGUGGGUGGGCCGCCCAAUCCUCUCUGGGAAGAAACAGUCCAGGACCCGAGGCCACAAAACCGUGGCGCGCUCUGGAGGCCCGGCCAAGCCCCGCCUCCCCGAGCCGCCCCUUCCGCUCGCGCCGGGAUCGGCUCGGACGCGGCCACGUUGCCCUGCGCGCUCCGAGCGCCUUGCCCUGGGAGUCGUGCCGGCGGCACUCGGUUCGCAUAGCCGCUGGGCUCGGUGGGCCCGCAGGGCCUCACGCUCAGUCAUCCCGGCGCCGCGGCGCAGGGAGUGGCAGGGCCUCUCCGUGGUUCCAGCGCGCGGGCCCGCCUGGGAUUCGGGCCCGGGAGGCGCCGCCCUCCGUCAGCCUCACUCGCCUCCCAGCACCACCCGGAAGCAGCGUACCGGAGGGAGCGCUGUAGAGCUGGGCGCCGGGGCCCAUGCCCGUGCUCCCCCGCGGGCCCGAGCCAUGGCCUCCGGUAGCGUGGCCGAGUGCUUACAGCAGGAGACCACCUGCCCCGUGUGCCUCCAGUACUUUGCCGAGCCCAUGAUGCUCGACUGCGGUCACAACAUCUGUUGCGCGUGCCUCGCCCGCUGCUGGGGCGCGGCGGAGACCAAUGUGUCGUGUCCGCAGUGCCGAGAGACCUUCCCGCAGCGGCACAUGCGGCCCAACCGGCACCUGGCCAAUGUGACCCAGCUGGUGAAGCAGUUGCGCACCGAGCGGCCGUCGGGGCCCGGCGGCGAGAUGGGCGUGUGCGGGAAGCACCGCGAGCCGCUGAAGCUGUACUGCGAGGAAGACCAGAUGCCCAUUUGCGUGGUGUGCGACCGCUCCCGCGAGCACCGGGGCCACAGCGUGCUGCCGCUCGAGGAGGCGGUGGAGGGCUUCAAGGAACAAAUCCAGAACCAGCUGGACCACCUAAAAAGAGUGAAAGAUUUAAAGAAGAGGCGCCGGGCACAGGGGGAGCAAGCACGAGCUGAACUCCUGAGCCUAACCCAGAUGGAGAGGGAGAAGAUUGUUUGGGAGUUUGAGCAGCUGUAUCACUCCUUGAAGGAACAUGAAUACCGCCUCCUGGCCCGCCUCGAGGAGCUGGACUUGGCCAUCUACAAUAGCAUCAAUGGUGCCAUCACCCAGUUCUCUUGCAACAUCUCCCACCUAAGCAGCCUGAUCGCCCAGCUGGAAGAGAAGCAGCAGCAGCCCACGAGGGAGCUCCUGCAGGACAUCGGGGACACGUUGAGCAGGGCUGAAAGAAUCAGGAUCCCUGAACCCUGGAUUACACCUCCAGAUCUGCAGGAGAAAAUCCACAUUUUUGCCCAGAAAUGUCUCUUCUUGACCGAGAGUCUGAAGCAAUUCACAGAAAAAAUGCAAUCAGAUAUGGAGAAAAUCCAAGAAUUGAGAGAGGCUCAAUUAUACUCAGUGGAUGUGACUCUGGAUCCAGACACAGCCUACCCCAGCCUGAUCCUCUCUGACAAUCUGCGGCAAGUGCGGUACAGUUACCUACAGCAGGACCUGCCUGACAACCCUGAGCGGUUCAAUCUGUUUCCCUGUGUGUUGGGCUCUCCAUGCUUCAUCGCUGGGAGACAUUACUGGGAGGUAGAGGUGGGAGAUAAAGCCAAGUGGACCAUAGGUGUCUGUGAAGACUCAGUGUGCAGAAAAGGUGGAGUAACCUCGGCCCCCCAGAAUGGAUUCUGGGCAGUGUCCUUGUGGUAUGGGAAAGAGUACUGGGCUCUUACCUCCCCAAUGACCGCCCUCCCCCUGCGGACCCCUCUCCAGCGGGUAGGGAUUUUCUUGGACUAUGAUGCUGGUGAGGUCUCCUUCUACAACGUGACAGAGAGGUGUCACACCUUUACUUUCUCUCAUGCUACCUUCUGUGGGCCUGUCCGGCCCUACUUUAGUCUGAGUUACUCGGGAGGGAAGAGUGCAGCUCCUCUGAUCAUCUGCCCCAUGAGUGGGAUCGAUGGGUUUUCUGGCCAUGUUGGGAAUCAUGGUCAUUCCAUGGAGACCUCCCCUUGAGGAGGUGAACUCAGGCCAAAAGGGCUGUUGGCUUUAAUCCUACCCUAGGCAUGAGGCGUUUUGUUGCCUUGCCACUUCCUGUUUGUCACACCUGGAUAUCCUUACUGCUUUCCAUGCCUCUGCGAUGGGAGACAGGAUGUCCAUGUUCUCUGCCAUCCUUCCCUUCCCCAUGCCAAUUGUGAGAUGUAAUGACAAGUAUCAGGACUGCCUGGAAAUAAGAAGCAAAUGUCCAGCUCCAGUAUUUCACACGUUUUAGUUUUGCACAUUACUUGAGGGAAUAAGGAACAUGGAUAAUCUUUGGAUUUGGAGAGCCGUUAGUAUACUUACACCUUGGCUCAGCCUGGUUUCUCUGGUUGACCCUCACUGAGUGAUCAUGGGUAUUUGCUGUUAUUUCUGGACUUGAGCUCCUUUCUAAGAAUCAAGAGUGGAACUACAAGGCCCUGUCAGCAUGGCUCCCCUUAUCCUGGUUUUUCCUUUUGGGAAUAGUACCUCUACCCUUGAUUCCCAUUCUGCUGUAGUUUUAUUAACAACAUUAAAGAGGCCUACAUGUGUUUUGAUUAGUUACAGAUAUUUUACAAUUAUGGUGGGAUGGCUCCCUCUGUCACGAGAUAAUGUUCUAAUCAGUGUGCUCUUUGCCUCUCUGUCUUUUCUGAGGGCUUUGUCUGCUCCCUUCAUUCUAAUGAAAGGUACAUCCUGGUGUUGGUUGCACAUCAUCCAGGAUAAUUUUCUGCCCAGCACCAUCCGUUGUUCCUAAAUCCCCUCCCACUCACAGUUGUGGACUGAUGGGCAGUAAUAUGCCAUCCCUGGAAGGAUUUGGGGGCAGUAUUCCAAGGACUCCUGGACCUUUGCCUCCUUUUCUCAAUCUCCUCUGGAGAGUAGGGAAAUGGACCUUUCUAAUAUGUGUACCGUCAAGGGGCAGCGGUUAGAUCCCCAUGGCUGUUGGAUCAUGAGGCAUUCUGGGGUUGAGGGCUAAGGCAGAUCACUGAGCAAGCCCUCAUGAUGGUUCUUAGUCCUACUUCUCUUUGGGCACAUGUCCCUCUGUUUGAAAAUAAAGUGAAUAUGGAAGUUGUU
This is a messenger RNA of Manis javanica (Malayan pangolin), 3302 nucleotides long. It is a transcript of the gene TRIM27, whose product is annotated as tripartite motif containing 27. Gene Ontology annotation, molecular function: protein binding; zinc ion binding. NCBI's taxonomy places the organism in Eukaryota, Metazoa, Chordata, Mammalia, Pholidota, Manidae. The record is from RefSeq and is a predicted model, not a curated record.